Molecule: messenger RNA, 663 nt
Organism: Drepanopeziza brunnea f. sp. 'multigermtubi' MB_m1
Lineage: Eukaryota; Fungi; Ascomycota; Leotiomycetes; Helotiales; Drepanopezizaceae
Biological process (GO): deadenylation-dependent decapping of nuclear-transcribed mRNA; positive regulation of catalytic activity; deadenylation-independent decapping of nuclear-transcribed mRNA
Cellular component (GO): P-body
Molecular function (GO): enzyme activator activity; mRNA binding
Source: RefSeq, a predicted model, not a curated record
AUGCCUCCCAAAACACCGCGCAGGUCGCGCCGCCAGAACCAAGCCACGGUCCCUAUCCAGGCCUCAGACUACGACACCGAAGCCUUCUACAACCCGCCCGUCCCCGCGCGCACCCCAGCCGAGAUCAACUUCUCCGUAAUCCGCCGCUACGUCCCCGCCCUCGAGGAGAUAGUCUGCUACGCGCCCUCCGCCCAACUGUACACCAUGCCCACGGGCUCCUGGGAGAAAGAAGCCAACGUUGAAGGUACCCUGUUCGUCUGCCAGCUCACCCCCUCCCCUGUCACCGGUGGGAGCCGUCACUGCAUCGUCCUCCUGAACCGGAAGGGGUUGGAGAACCUGAUAGUGGAGAGCGGGGAGAUCCAGCACGUGGAGAUUGCGGCGGAGGGGUUCCUGAUGCUGGGCUUCCGGCCGCGGGGGCAGAGUGCGGAGAGCGAGAUGAAGGUGCUGGGCUUGUUUAUACAGGCGGAUGACCCGCCGCGGGAGGCCAUUGCCCAACUGGUUAGGGAGCAUUGGGAGGAGGCGGUUAGGGAGAGGAGCUUGGCCGGGGGUGAUGACGGGAUUGUGAAUUUGGGGGAUGGAUUUAUUCCGAGUAGGGAGGGGCAUGAGGGUGAGAGGACGAUGGGCAGGAGGUUGAGUCUGUCAGAGCUGUUUGGGAAGCAAUAA